CUAAUUAAAAUUAUAUCUAUCAUUGCUCCCGUUUUAUUGAUAUGUCGCAUGGUAGAUCUAAAGGAAUCCGAUUUGAAGCUCGUUUAAAUGACCCGAGGUCGCGAACUUUUUGAACUUUACGACAACCAAUCAAAAACGCCGUUUCGUACGAAGUUCGUUGUGGAAGUAAAAAUGGAGGACGUUGAUAAAAUCGAAGCGGUAGAAAAAGAAGUUUGCAAAUUAUUCAAUGUGGAAGCGCUCAAAGCCGAACAGAAGGAAAUUUUACAAUGUUUAUUGUCAAAACAAGAUUGCAUGGCGGUGUUACCGACUGGAUACGGGAAAUCGCUUCCUUAUCAGAUGUAUUUGCCCUUGAUACGUCAAUUGACUGAAACAAAUUUAUGUCAUGGGCUGCCUUUUCAAGCCAAAUUCGAUGUGAAUGAGAAGAUUAUAGUGUGCUGUCCACUUGUCUCAUUAAUGGCAGACCAAGUGCAACGUCUUACUGACAUUCCAAAUUUGAAGGCUGCAUUUAAAGGAAAUUCCCAAGAAGGUGACGAUAUGAUAAGAAAAGGUGAAAUAGAUAUCAUAUUUGCAUCACCAGAAACACUUGUUGGAGACCCGUUUUGGAGAUCUCAGUUGCAGGAACUGUCCGUUGGUGUCAUUGUGAUUGAUGAGUUCCACACGAUUACGACCUGGGGCGGAGAUGACGAAACAGAAGAGCAAGAUGCUUUCCGUAAAUGGUUUAGAUAUGUUGGUGAACUAAGAGCUAUUUUUCCGCAUGCGUCAGUACUAGCCUUAAGUGCAACCUGUACGAACAAAAUUAAGAAGCAGGUUUCCAAGAUUCUUAACUUGAAGCAAGGACUUUCUAAAUUCAUAUCAGUCUCUCCAAAUAAGACCAAUAUCAAAUUGGUAGUGAAAAAAAUUGACAAUGCCAUUGAAACUGCCAUGUAUUGGCUGAUUGAUUCUUUAGAGAAUAUGAAAAUGAACUUUCCAAAAACACUUAUAUAUGCAAAUUCCAUUGCUGAUGUAUCCAAGUUAUAUUCAUACGUUGUAUCUGAACUCGAAGAAUGUGCCAAACAUGUAGAGAUGUUUCAUUCUGAAACACCAGAGGAAAAGAAGAAGACAAUUAUGACGUCGUUAAAUCAGGCUGACAGUGACAUUAGGGUUGUGUUUGCCACAAGCGCUCUUGGUAUGGGGAUUGAUGUCAGUAAUUGUCACAGCAUCAUUUUGUUUGGGCCACCAAGAAGUGUUUUGGAUUUAAUCCAAGAAAUUGGGCGAGUAGGACGAGAUGGUGAGAGAUCAGUAGCCAUUCUCAUGCACAAUUCUUAUCACCUGCGAAAUGUUACGAGUGAAAUGAAAAAAGUGUUUAGUGAUACCAAUGACUGUCGAAGGAAGUCCUUGUUGAAACAUUUCUUGUCAGAUAAUGAAAUGCAGGAUUUAGACAUGGAAGUAGAUAAACACACUUGUUGUGACAAAUGUACACAAAACUGCUCCUGUGGUGACUGUAUUAAACUAGAAAUUGAAAAUUUGGUUGAUACUGGGGUUGACUGUUUUUCCUCCUCUAGCAGUGAUAGUGACACGAUUGAUUAUGAGUAUGAAGCUGAUGAUUAUCAAUCUUUUGGCAAUGAAAACUUGUUUGACGAUGAUGACGAUUUCACUGAUCUAAAUCUGGACUCAGUUCAUGAAAUUUUGUAAUACAUAUCAUAAUCAGAUUAAAUUACAUGACCAUGCUCAGUUUCUUUUGAUAUCAAAAUAAUAUGUUGAAUAACAAUUCAGGAGGUGGUGUUGGUUAACAUUGAAAGCAUUUGUUCCUUAAAAUGGAAAA
Messenger RNA from Ostrea edulis (European flat oyster), 1801 nucleotides. RefSeq names its product probable ATP-dependent DNA helicase RecS. The record is from RefSeq and is a predicted model, not a curated record. The transcript has 3 exons. Gene Ontology annotation, molecular function: 3'-5' DNA helicase activity; nucleic acid binding; ATP binding. Gene Ontology annotation, biological process: telomere maintenance; double-strand break repair via homologous recombination. Gene Ontology annotation, cellular component: chromosome; nucleus; nucleoplasm. The coding region runs from base 88 to 1671 and encodes 527 amino acids. Lineage: Eukaryota; Metazoa; Mollusca; Bivalvia; Ostreida; Ostreidae.